AUGGACUCGGAGAACCGGGUGGUGCUGAACGUUGGCGGUAUCCGGCACGAGACGUACAAGGCGACGCUAAAGAAGAUUCCGGCCACCCGGCUCUCGCGGCUAACGGAGGCCCUGGCCAACUACGAUCCGAUCCUGAACGAGUACUUCUUCGACCGCCACCCGGGGGUGUUCGCCCAGGUGCUCAACUACUACCGCACCGGCAAGCUGCACUAUCCGACCGACGUCUGUGGUCCACUGUUCGAGGAGGAGCUCGAGUUCUGGGGUCUCGACUCCAACCAGGUGGAACCGUGCUGCUGGAUGACCUACACGCAGCGUGCCCGGAGUUCGGCCGUUCGGAGUGACCGGAACCGGUUCGUCGAUCGAUACCAAGCGGGCCGGGAUUCACCCGGCGUGCCCGACGGCGGAAAUGAGAAAACGCAAACGCAUCAAACCGUAGCGUGGACGUAG
This is a messenger RNA of Anopheles cruzii, 447 nucleotides long. RefSeq names its product potassium voltage-gated channel protein Shaw-like. The coding region runs from base 1 to 447 and encodes 148 amino acids. Gene Ontology annotation, cellular component: dendrite membrane; neuronal cell body membrane; voltage-gated potassium channel complex. The record is from RefSeq and is a predicted model, not a curated record. The transcript has 3 exons. Gene Ontology annotation, biological process: protein homooligomerization; potassium ion transmembrane transport. Gene Ontology annotation, molecular function: protein binding; delayed rectifier potassium channel activity. NCBI's taxonomy places the organism in Eukaryota, Metazoa, Arthropoda, Insecta, Diptera, Culicidae.